This is a messenger RNA of Anguilla anguilla (European eel), 822 nucleotides long. Its product is annotated as cell wall protein DAN4-like. The annotation marks the transcript as partial. Lineage: Eukaryota; Metazoa; Chordata; Actinopteri; Anguilliformes; Anguillidae. The record is from RefSeq and is a predicted model, not a curated record. The transcript has 4 exons.
AUGAAAACCCCAUCCACAACUGCAGCGGAAACUAUAACAGCAGCCCAAACGACAACCACAGCUCUAUCAACUUCUGCAGCCCCUACUACAACUGCAGGCCCAACUACAACUGCAAUCCCAAGUACAACCCCAACUGAAACUGCAGCCCCAACAACAGCAACAGCCCCAACUACAUCAACGGUCCCCACUACAACUACAGCCCCCACAACAACAACAACUCCCACUACAAACACAGACUCAACAACAACUGCAAGCCAAGCUAUAAGUACAGCGUCCACUACAACCACAAGCCCAACUACAACUGAGGCCCUGACAACAACUGCAGCCCUGACUACAACAAGAGCACCAAAUACAACACAAACAACAGCUGUUGGCACAACAACAACCACAGCUCCAACUACAACUGCAGCACCCACUACAACUGCAGCCCUAUCUACAACUGCUGUCCCAACAACAACUGCAGCCUUAUCAACAACUGCAGCCCAAACUACAACCAAGGAUCUCACUACAUCCACAAGCCCAAAUACAACUGAGGCCCUGACAACAACAGCAGCCCUAACUACAAAUACAGCUCCAACUACGACUGCAGCGGAAACUAUAACAGCAGCCCAAACGACAACCACAGCUCUAUCAACUUCUGCAGCCCCUACUACAACUGCAGGCCCAACUACAACUGCAAUCCCAACUACAACUCUGACAUCAACCACAGCCCCUACUAGAACCACAGCACCAACUACAACUGCAGCCCCAACAACAACACCAGCCCCAACUACAACAACGGUCCCCACUACAACUACAGCCCCCACAAACACAACAACUCCC